ACCAACGGCGAGCAACGCUAGUUUUUUUCUUUUCAACUUUUAAUUCUUCUCUUAAUUAAGCCAACCAAAAUAGCCAUAGUUUAUCAAAGAAAAUGACACUGUAUCACUUUGGAAAUUGCGUGGCCCUGCUGACGCCGUACUACUUCACCUACAAAUACUCCGGCCUAUCAGAAUAUGGAGCCUUCUGGAAGUGCGUGCAGGCCGGCGGCAUUUACAUAUUCACACAGCUCGUCAAGAUGCUCGUGCUGGCCACAUUCUUCUACUCGGACGCACCUUCCUCCAGCGGCGAGUUCAACUUCUUCGCGGAGAUCUUCAGGUGCAGCGUGGACAUCGCCGAUCUGCUCGGGUUUGCCCUUAUCCUGAGUCGCAUUCCUGGCAAGGGACACUCCAAACUUAUCACCGCUGGACUUGGAUGGGCCACUGCCGAGGUGAUUCUCUCUCGAGGCAUUAUGCUGUGGGUAGGAGCCCGAGGAACUGAGUUCAGCUGGAUCUACAUACUCAAGUGUCUGGAGUCGAAUGUGCUCCUGGUGCAGCACAUAACCACGGCCACUCUGAUCUGGCUGUUCACCCGUCACGAUCUCAACAAGGCGCUGAAACCGCUGGUUAGUUUGUUGCUGGCGGUGACAGUCUUCAAGGGCGUCUGGCUAGAGGGCAUGCUCCACAUCCUGACCCUCGGACCCUGGCUGACGGUGGCUGUGAAAGCGCUCGUGGCUGCCGUAAUUGGAUUCUGCACGCUGCACAUCUACUCGGGUCUGGCCCAGCAGAUCGGCAUUUAAUUCAUUGAUUGUGCCACACUCCUUGUAUCCUUUUUGUUUUGUAAUUUGUUUAUUUUUGAUGUUGUCACAGAGAGAAUGAGAUUUUGUAACGAAGACAACAAUUACGGUUUAGAGAAUUACCCCAAAUGUUAAUGAAUUAUAGCUACGAUAACGUAAUAGUAACAAAAAUA
Molecule: messenger RNA, 946 nt
Organism: Drosophila subpulchrella
Lineage: Eukaryota; Metazoa; Arthropoda; Insecta; Diptera; Drosophilidae
Product: transmembrane protein 147
Exons: 4
Coding region: 93-776 (227 amino acids)
Source: RefSeq, a predicted model, not a curated record